Cotesia glomerata is the source of this 875-nucleotide messenger RNA. RefSeq names its product vesicle transport through interaction with t-SNAREs homolog 1A (gene Vti1a). NCBI's taxonomy places the organism in Eukaryota, Metazoa, Arthropoda, Insecta, Hymenoptera, Braconidae. The record is from RefSeq and is a predicted model, not a curated record. The transcript is spliced from 4 exons. Bases 193 to 855 code for a protein of 220 amino acids. Gene Ontology annotation, molecular function: SNAP receptor activity; SNARE binding. Gene Ontology annotation, cellular component: ER to Golgi transport vesicle membrane; endoplasmic reticulum membrane; Golgi apparatus. Gene Ontology annotation, biological process: intracellular protein transport; intra-Golgi vesicle-mediated transport; macroautophagy.
CAGUCCCGAGUUUAUUGACGUUUGAAAAUUGUAAUUUUCUGUCAUAAAGUGCGCUAGUAUUUUUAUGCAAGUAAUUUAUGUUGAUAUUGAUAUUUAUGUUUACUACAAGGGCAAGGACGGUUGACAGUACUUAUGUCAGGCGUUAAUUUCGUUGUAUGUUCAAGAAAUUAGUGCGCUGUGAAAUUUGAGGAAAUGGCAACGCUUAUUGAUAAUUAUGAACAGCAGUACGCGGUUCUUACUGCUGAUAUUACGGCUAAAAUUGGCAGAAUUAAUGUCGUUAGUGGAGGUGAGAAAAGGGCCUUUGUUCAGGAUGUCGAUCGACAAUUGGAAGAGGCACAGGAAUUGUUGGAACAAAUGGAACUGGAAGUCCGCGGAACAGGCGGAACUCAACGAGACCGUCUGCGCAGCCGCGUAGAAAGUCACCGCGCAGAAUUGAAACGACUAACCCAAGAAUUUAAAUUAUCCCGAAAGCCCAAGGAGGAAAUCGUGGACUUGAACGUCCUCGACGAGUGGGACAAUGAAGUUGUCACCGAAGACCAAAAAUCCCGGCUUCUCGACACUUCAGAGCGCAUCGAUCGCACCGGAAGAACUCUGCAAAAUGGCUACCGUAUGAUUCUUGAAACUGAAGAUAUCGGCGCGCAGGUUCUCAAGGAUUUGAGCGAACAAAGAGAAACUAUUCAAAGAGGCCGAUCUCGUUUGAGAGAAACAGACGCAGAAAUAGGAAGAGGAUCAAGAAUUUUAUCAGGAAUGAUAUUUCGUGCGUUGCAACAAAGAUUCAUUCUCGCUGCCGUAUUUUUAGUAUUAAUUAUUGUCGCAUGCUUUGUUAUUUAUUUUAGUUUCACCUCAAGAAGUUAAUUUAUUUAUUUGUUAGUCUU